Messenger RNA from Platichthys flesus (European flounder), 2298 nucleotides. Its product is annotated as cholesterol 24-hydroxylase-like. The record is from RefSeq and is a predicted model, not a curated record. The transcript has 15 exons. Gene Ontology annotation, biological process: cholesterol catabolic process. Lineage: Eukaryota; Metazoa; Chordata; Actinopteri; Pleuronectiformes; Pleuronectidae. Bases 76 to 1620 code for a protein of 514 amino acids. Gene Ontology annotation, molecular function: cholesterol 24-hydroxylase activity; heme binding; iron ion binding.
AUUUAGAUAUCGAGUCCACUCUGGGCACACUGACGACCGAUCUCCACUUCACUUCCGCGCUUCCUUGGCGAUAACAUGGCCGUUUUCUCCGUCCUGUUGGGCUGGACGGCCCCGGCCGUGGUGGUUCUAGUCGUUCUGCUUGUGAUCGCGUUUCUCUCCUACUGCGUGUACCUCAAAUACAUUCACAUGAAGUACGAUCACAUCCCCGGGCCGCCGAGAGACAAUUUUUUCCUCGGACAUUCACCGACGCUCCUGAGGGUCAUGAACGGUGGCGGAGUGAUCCACGAUAAGUUCAAAGAGUGGUCAGAGGUGUACGGGCCUGUUUACAGGAUCAAUAUUCUUCACUACAUUUCACUCGGUGUCACCUGUCAGGAAGCCACCAAGGAAAUCCUCAUGUCCCCCAAGUACCCCAAAGAUAAGAUUGUCUACAAGAAGCUCUUCAACCUGUUUGGUCAAAGGUUCUUUGGCAACGGCAUGUUAGUAGCACAGCACCAUGAGCAGUGGUAUAAACAGCGGCGGAUCAUGGACCCUGCGUUCAGCAGCUUGUAUCUGAGGGGUCUCAUGGGCACCUUCGAUGAGAGGGCAGAGAAACUGAUGAACAGCUUCACGGAUGCUGCUGACAGUAACACUGAGGCCAACAUGCUCGCCCUGUUCAACUGUGUUACUCUGGACGUUAUUGCUAAGAUUGGUUUCGGUGUGGACUUGGACCUGCUGCAUAACACUUCCCCCUUCCCUAAAGCCAUCGAGACAUGUCUAAAAGGGAUGAUUCACAAUCUCCGAGACGCCUUUUUUGAGUUUAAGCCAAAGAACAGAUCGUUCAUUAAAGACGUGAGGGAAGCGUGCAACCUGCUGCGCACAACCGGAGCUCGGUGGUUAAAUGAAAGAAAGAACGCGAUUAGAAGAGGCGAUGACAUCCCCAGGGACAUCCUCACACACAUCCUCAAAGCUGCUGGCCAAGAGGACAGCGCUACUAAAGAAGAGGAGGAGACCAUGUUGGAUAAUUUUAUAACGUUCUUCAUCGCUGGCCAAGAAACAACAGCUAAUCAACUCGCUUUUUGCGUCAUGGAGCUGGCAAGACAUCCGGACAUAUUGGAGAAGGUGAGGAGGGAGGUGGAUGAUGUCAUUGGGAUGAGACAGGACAUAAGCUAUGAGAACCUGGGGAACCUGACCUACCUCUCACAGGUGCUGAAGGAGACUCUGAGGAUCUAUCCGACAGCUCCAGGCACAUCGCGUGAUGUACUUGACGACAUGGUCAUAGACGGCGUCCACAUACCUGCAGGAUUCACCUGUAUGUUCAGUACCUAUGUGACUGGGAGAAUGGAGAAGUUCUUCAAGGACCCACUGAAAUUUGAUCCGGACAGAUUCCACCCAGAUGCCACUAAGCCUUAUUACUGCUACUACCCUUUUGCCCUCGGUCCGCGCUCGUGCCUCGGCCAGAACUUUGCUCAGAUGGAGGCUAAAGUGGUGAUGGCCAAGCUGAUCCAGCGGUUUGAUUUCACCCUCGCCCCUGGAGAGACCUUUGACAUACUGGACACUGGCACACUCCGACCAAAGAGCGGAGUGGUGUGCUCUAUCAGACACAGGAAUUUCAACGAGAAGAAUGAACACACUUUAACUUAGGAAGAAAACACAAUGAUCUCUGGGCAGAAAUUAGGUUGUUGGGUUGCUCAGGUAAUAGUUUUCUAACUUUAUAAUGCUGCCAGAUUAUUUUAUUACUUUCUGAAUGAUGAGAAGGUUUUAAUGAUCAUGAUUAUUGUUAUUUCCAAACAGUAAUGGGGAUAUGGGGAAACAAAUAGACAUAUCUAUCAGUGUUUUCUGUCUGCGGAUAUGAAAAACCUUUAUUUUACAAAAUAAAUAAUGCAGAUUAAACAAUGCAGAAAAGAAAAAAAAUUAUAAUAUAUAUAUAUAUACAUAUAUGUUCACGUUUUAUGUACAUUUUAUGCAAAAUUGUUUAUUAUCUUUAUCCAAAAAUAUCUAGCCUCGCUUAUUUGUCAUAAGGGUUUUAUAAUUAAAUCAAUAUACGACUAUCAGAAAUUUAAAAUCAAGGAUUUUAUCAAGGGCUUCAAAAAACCAUAUCGGUCUGGUUGUUUUUUGUAAAGGCUGUGUGGCCGACAGGCAGAGUGUAGGUGCUGUGGUCGUGUGUCAUAUGCUUGUCUGAUGGAAUGCAAAGCACAGUAAAUUCCUAAAGACUCACCUUUCAGAGCAGCGCUUACAAAGUGUGUACCAUUGUCACUGCUGAUUUCCAAUAGUAUUUUUUUAUGGUAUGUGGAUUAAAAAUGAUUUUGGAGAAACAUGAAA